Molecule: messenger RNA, 1367 nt
Organism: Colletotrichum phormii
Lineage: Eukaryota; Fungi; Ascomycota; Sordariomycetes; Glomerellales; Glomerellaceae
Exons: 2
Coding region: 316-1056 (246 amino acids)
Source: RefSeq, a predicted model, not a curated record
AGUAAGUCAUCUUUACACGAACUUUGAUUGACGACGUCCACUUAAGCUUUAGAGACACAAGUCUACGCCACCAGCGGAACAAACGUGGAGAGUUGCCCUAUGCGAUGCCAUAUUAUCGGACCAAUGGUGUCUGUCGUACAAAAACGAAUCCGUAAUUGCCGGCCAGCAAUUACGCCUUAUUUACCACAGUGUCGGUAUCAACUUCUCUGUCUGAAAAUAUGGACUUGAAGACAGUCUUUCGUUUGAUCAUACUCGAUCCUCGCUCGAUUUUGCAAAGGUUGCCCAAGUUGACAACUAGCGUUGGUUCUGGCCCAAAUGAACAGCAAACCUGGCCGCUUCGACCCAUCAGAACAUCGGCUUCUUCAUCCGAGAAUCGAUAACUACUGCUUUUUCACAGUUAUAGUUUCAAGUUGUUGUCAGCAAAUAGCCAUUCAAGUCGGAUUGAAUUUCAUGUAUCGGGUAAUCGGGUUUCUCGAGAAAGGUUGGAGUGCAAAAGGCAAAAAGCAACACAACCAGCGUAAAUGUGGCUUGGUCAUAUCGACACAGUCACAACCCAAGCUUGCUACAGAGACAGAUAUUCGACCUUCGACACAGACUGCCAGCUUCAAGGGACUCUCAUUCGAUACAUCGUUGUUUGGUCGAAUCAUUCUACUCCGUAUCAAAUGCAGAGAUGCUGUUGAGUGCAACUCGGUGUUGAGAACCUUGAUGGUCUGCAUUGAUAAGGCCAUUUUGGGAGUGUCUCAGGGACCCGGAUGGCCAACCUUGAUGGCCCAGCGUCUCACACAAAAUCAGUCUCCGCCAUCGCCAUCCCGCCAACCAUCACCCGCGAUGUUGCUUGGAAUGAGCGAGAUAGCCAGCGCAUCCACGGACUACGGACAGGUCAGGCGGCAGGACUCAGCAUAUCGACGACUCGCAACGGAUGCUGAGGGACCGGGUGGUUUGAUGAGCCAAUUUUCCCCAGCCAGUUCGCACUAUCAUUCCCACCAGGGGAAUGCCGUCUCUCCCUUCCACCGCCAUUCUGAGGCCCCUGAGGUAGAGAGAUGGUUGAAGGCAUAAAAGGAGCCGCUCAUCCUAUCUUCCUCUUUCGAGCUCCUUUUCUGUCAUCUCUUCAUUCGAAUGCCCGCAACACCGUCAAGUUGGCCGCUUUGAGGGCCGAAGCAAAUCGACCAAGGUAUGCGACGAUAACCCGAGUUGAGGAGACCGGGGAGAACGGGAAGACAAAGAAAACCUGCACACUGUAUCGAUCAGUCAGACUCUGCUUCUCGUCUCUCCUGCCAUCUGAUGAUUACCUCUCGGGUCCCGGCUCGCCCUCAGGCAGGGCAAUACUCCUCAGCGAAACCCCCACGACUCCCUUCACCUCGAGCCCG